Besnoitia besnoiti is the source of this 783-nucleotide messenger RNA. RefSeq names its product rhodanese family domain-containing protein. Gene Ontology annotation, cellular component: mitochondrion. Gene Ontology annotation, molecular function: thiosulfate-cyanide sulfurtransferase activity. The record is from RefSeq and is a predicted model, not a curated record. The transcript is spliced from 5 exons. Bases 1 to 783 code for a protein of 260 amino acids. NCBI's taxonomy places the organism in Eukaryota, Apicomplexa, Conoidasida, Eucoccidiorida, Sarcocystidae.
AUGUUGUUGAAGAGUCCUCUCGGGUUCGUUUCCCUCGCGAGGGCCUUCCUCGUGGAUCGCCCUUCCGUGCGUUUCGCUUCGCGCGCGUGGCUUUCUUCCUGCCUCUCUGCGCCAGUCUGCGCCCGCGGCGUCGCGCCUCUCCGCCGAACUUGCGAUGAAGGGUGGCUGGCGCUGCGGCGAUGCAGCGAGAGCUGUCGACGGCUGGAACAGACCCCCGCGCUGGCGCUCUCCAGCGCGCUUCUUACCCUCGAAAAGGAACUCCUUCGGACCUCCUCGCGAUCGCCGAAAAGGCUGUUGUCAACUCAAACCACCCCCGAAGCAGCUCCGAGUGCCUCCGCGUCGCACGGCAGCUCGCGCGGCGGGGUCUCGAAGCCCGAAGGCGCCGCGGGAGAGCCUGGAGCUUCUGAGAUCCCGGAGGUCGAUCGCGCCUUCGUCCGACGCUUGAGUGAGGCAGCCCCGGCACAGCGCCUCGACGGAAAGGCCUACUUCCUUCUCGACGUGAGGGAGCCUUCUGAGCUUCAGGAAUUGGGAUUCAUUCCGGGAGCGACGAACGUGCCUCUCAACCGCCUCGAGGAGGCCUUCCUGAUGGAGCCGCAGGCGUUUGAAAAAGAGUUUCACUCCGUGAAGCCCGACCCCGAUGUAGCGCUGGUCGUCUACUGUCAAAGAGGCAUGCGGUCUACGAAGGGCUGCGGCAUUCUCGCGCGCCUUGGUCUGCGCAGUUUGAAUUAUCGCGGCUCCUACGCGGACUGGAGCGCUGCGUGCGUCGCAGAGAAGAAGAAAUAA